Messenger RNA from Sphenostylis stenocarpa, 618 nucleotides. Lineage: Eukaryota; Viridiplantae; Streptophyta; Magnoliopsida; Fabales; Fabaceae. The record is from the annotation of a GenBank genome assembly.
AUGUCCUCCUCUCUCAUGGCCAGCCCCACCGAUCGCUCACGUGACUCCCACCGCCUGAAGAAGAAGAAGAAAACCCCCGCCAAGCCCCUCCCCCAACACGACCACUCCCACUCCAGAUGGAAAACCCACGCGCAGCACCACCUAUAUUCCUCCAAGCUCCACCAGGCCCUCGCGCAUGUCAACAUCUCCGCCGACGCGCCGCACCGUGGCAGGGCCGUCCGCGAGGCCGCCGACAGAGUCCUCGCCGCCGCCGCCCGCGGGAGGACGCGCUGGAGCCGCGCCAUCCUCACCAACCGCCUCAAGCUCAAGUUCAGGAAGACCCCGCACAAGCGACCCAAGGUCGUUGGGCCGGCCCGGCCCAAGAAGCCCCGCUUCAGCGUCCUCCGGCUCAAGGGAAAAACCCUUCCCGCGGUUCAGCGCAAAGUUAGAGUCCUGGGCCGGUUGGUCCCCGGUUGCAGAAAAGAACCGCUUCCGAUCAUUCUCGAAGAAGCCAUCGAUUACAUACCCGCGCUUGAGAUGCAGGUUCGCGCCAUGGCCGCUCUCGCUGACUUACUCCUCGGCUCCUCUUCUUCCUCCUCCUCCGCCGCCGCCGAAUCCACCUCCGCGCCGCCGAGUUGA